Scutellospora calospora is the source of this 134-nucleotide messenger RNA. The record is from the annotation of a GenBank genome assembly. NCBI's taxonomy places the organism in Eukaryota, Fungi, Glomeromycota, Glomeromycetes, Diversisporales, Gigasporaceae.
UUACCGAUGUUGGGAACUUGGACACCAAUCAAGGGAAUAUACCGAGUAUGAAUCAUAACAACAAUAUGUCGUCAAGAAAUGAAUCUACUCUUAGAGGUAUAGAAUUGGAUGAACUAGAGAUCGAAUUAGAAUAG